AAACGUUCUAUUGAUCAUCACGAAUUAUGCGCUUGAAAUCCACUUUCGGUUUGUUUCAAUUGAAUUUCCGCUGUUUUGUAUCCUUUCAAGACUGAAAACGACUUGUUGAUGUUGGGUGUUGUUUAUCAUCUGAGGACAAAUGGCUGAAUUUAUCAAUGAGCAACAAAACUGGAGGAAUGGCAAGACACUGAAACAAUGUAACCGCUACAUCCUGGAACAGGAAAUUGGCUGUGAUAUCCACUUCAUUGUCGGACCCCCAGACAACCAAAAACGUAUUGGGGCUCACAAAUGCAUUUUAAUGGCUAGAAGCGAUGUGUUCUUUGCCAUGUUUGAAGGGCUUAUGGCAGGGCCAGAUAGCUUGAUAACAGUUCCAGACAUUGAUCCAUUUACUUUUAAGAAAAUGUUACUGUACAUUUACUGUGAUGAUACAGGGAUAGAUUUGAGUGAAGCUUUUCCCCUUCUAUAUGCUGCACAGAAGUACAAUAUCCAGGGCCUUGUUACACGAUGCGACCAGCGAAUGAGGGCAGGGAUGUCGGUGGAGAAUGUGUGUUUUGUUCUGAUGAAUGCAGUUCUAUUUCGUGCAGAGGAAACUAAACAGCUGUGUCUACAGUAUAUAUAUCUUCAUGCAUUGAAUGUAUUUUCAGCAGAUGGAUUCAUGGACCUCUCAGAAGAAUGUCUGAUCGAAAUACUUCAGCACCACAAAGUCAAUAUGCAAGAAGAAAAGAUAUUUGAGGCAGUUGAAAAAUGGGGCGUAGAAAGAAUCAAGAGACAGAAUUUAGAGGUCAAUGCAAGAAACACUCGCAGUGUCCUGAACAAUAUUCUACCGUAUAUUCGCUUUCCAAGGAUGGAUGCCUCUUAUUUCACAGAUAAGGUCUCUCUUAAAGGUAUACUAACUGAUUCAGAACUUGUGACACAUUAUCGAUUUUUAACCACCAAAAGAGCUGACCCACCAGAACCUCCAAGAGACCGGAGACUCGUAUUUGACAGAUUUAAAGGCAACAUGAGUGGUAAAGGAUAUUUGCGUGGAAAUGCUGAUGCCAUUUCCUUCAUUCUCUCUGAUGAUGCUAAGCUACAUGAGGUUUUUGUUUAUGGGAGCUGUAAGAAUGAAGCUCUGUAUAGAAUAAAACUUAACAUUCAAGAAGAUGAGCAUAAGCUACCAGAAAAAUAUUUUGACUUAAGGACUAAUGGCGCUACCAAAACCUAUCCACUAGAGAUUGUGCCUCCUGUGUUAGUGAAGAAAGAUGUCCGCUAUUCACUCGUGAUGCAAAUGACAGGCCCAGCCAGCUAUAGCGGACAACAUGGGGAAACAACAAUUGCCAAGGACGGUGUGACCAUUUCUUUCAUGGUCAAUGAAGCAGGACUGAAUGGCACAAAUGUCAAACAAGGGCAAUUCAGUAGCCUUGUCUUUGAAAAAGUGUAGACUCACUUUUGUAAUUGUAUACUGUACAUGUUAAAUGAAACUGUACAUAAAAUCCAAGGGUAUCAACUUACAUUGUAGCUUCAUAUGAAGACAAUACGGUAACCUGAUUAGCCUGAUUUCCCAGUGAUGACCUAUCUAGAUUAUAUAUUUAUACUAUACAUUGUAUCCUAACAAACCGACAUUCGCUUGUUGCGUAUUCACGAGAAAUAAGUAAAUGGUCUGGUCAUGUUAAAUAACGACAGUACAGACACGUUAAUUGUCGAACUUUCUAGGCAAGUUUUCUCUUAAUCAAGACAAGUAAAUUACAAACGACCACAUGUCUUUCAUUCCAUAAUACUAUCUUCGAUGGCUGUAGAAGACAACAGUGACGUUAACUGGUAUUUCCUCCCACAAUUCAUUAUUAGACCUUACGCAUGUGCUUUUACAGCAACCAAAUGAAUGGAUAUUAAAAUGAAUUUUAUACUUCAA
This is a messenger RNA of Pecten maximus, 1888 nucleotides long. RefSeq names its product BTB/POZ domain-containing protein 6-like. Bases 140 to 1420 code for a protein of 426 amino acids. Gene Ontology annotation, biological process: neurogenesis. Lineage: Eukaryota; Metazoa; Mollusca; Bivalvia; Pectinida; Pectinidae. The record is from RefSeq and is a predicted model, not a curated record. Gene Ontology annotation, cellular component: cytosol. The transcript is spliced from 3 exons. Gene Ontology annotation, molecular function: protein binding.